AUGAAAGAAGAUGAAAAUGUAAUAGAAGAAGUGGUGAUGUACUUAGAUUCUUUAGUUACUAUGAUUAAUCCAGGCCUCAAUGCACCUAUUCCAAAUUGCCAUCUGUGUAAAAAGCGACUCGAAGAGCUUAAAGAUGACUUGCAAGAUUAUACAGAAUUGCAUAGAAAUAUUAAGCAACUAACUGAAAAUGGCACCAUUGAGUGGUCAAACUUAUUUACCUGUUAUUAUAAAGAAAUUAAUGCAGAUGGAAAUAACAUACUUGGACUAGCAGUAGAUAAUGAAGAUGAAAUUACUGAUAAUAAAGAUGAAGUAGAGAAAAUUGAAGAUGACGAACAGGAAGAAUGUCAACAUGACUAG
This is a messenger RNA of Cetraspora pellucida, 357 nucleotides long. NCBI's taxonomy places the organism in Eukaryota, Fungi, Glomeromycota, Glomeromycetes, Diversisporales, Gigasporaceae. The record is from the annotation of a GenBank genome assembly.